AUGAAGCUGUUUCAAGUAAUUCUAAUACUUACUUUGUCCUCAGUAUUUGCACUGGGAUCUUCAGUUAAGGAAGUGGUCAAAGGCAUUCAGGCUGACAAUAAUCAGAGUCGUAUUCCCAAAAAUGAUCACUUGUUUUGCGGCGGUUCUAUUAUUGGCGAAACGUGGAUUCUGACAGCAGCACACUGCACAAUUAACGCACCAAAAGUACUGAUUUCGUAUGCUUCACUUAAACAUCUGCAAGGAACUAUAAUUGAGUCCAUCGUCAUAUUUAAUCAUCCGAAAUACAACGAAAUAAGUUAUGAAAAUGAUGCAGCCCUGAUCAACACUCCCCGGAUCCAAUUUACUAGAUUGGUUAAUAAGAUUCCCCUUAUCGAUAGCCAAUCUACGCCGUAUUAUAAGAAAAUGGAAUGGAGCGCUGCCAUUGGUUGGGGCAGCACCAAUACAAAUAGUUCACUGUCCGAAAAUCUGCGAUAUACCUACCUGAGGACUAUCAAUAGUAAAUUUUGCACUGAAAUAAAUGCUAAACUGUGUGCUAAUGCAAUCAUAUGCGCUAGCACUCUAAGAGGCAACUCCAUCUGUCAUGGUGAUUCUGGCGGUCCUCUGGUCACUUCCGAUAAGGCCCGACUUAUUGGUAUUAGCUCCUUUGGCAUUGGCCACUGUGAGAAUCGCCUUCCUGUUGGUUUCACUCAAAUAAUGCAUGUAUGA
Drosophila innubila is the source of this 705-nucleotide messenger RNA. RefSeq names its product collagenase-like. Gene Ontology annotation, molecular function: serine-type endopeptidase activity. The transcript has 2 exons. The record is from RefSeq and is a predicted model, not a curated record. The coding region runs from base 1 to 705 and encodes 234 amino acids. Gene Ontology annotation, biological process: proteolysis. Lineage: Eukaryota; Metazoa; Arthropoda; Insecta; Diptera; Drosophilidae.